AAAAAGUUGUGGAAGCCGUUUUAAUGAGACUUUGUCAAAGAAAGGAAUGGAAAGUGUUUCAUUGUCUAAACAAAAAGAAAAGGAAGCCGAAGAAGUGGAAAACAUACCCAUAAUAUUUGAUGGAUAUGUACCGUGUAUAGAGGAUAUAAAAGAGAAUGUGAAUAUAAAACAGAAUUUACAACAAAUGGUACACAUGCAAGCAACAGUAAACAUCACGUUACAAGAUAUAAACCAACGUUUAAAAAGAAUAGAAAAAGCUAUUCUUACAAAAUGUGUAUCAAAUUUUGAUGUAAAUGAUAAUAUUAUCACGAAAUUUUUACCUUGUAGCACAGUAGAACGUAUAAAGCAAUUUGAAUCAUUAUUGAAAACUACAGAAGAGGCAGUUACUCAAUUUAGAGAGUAUUUGUUGAAAAUAGGACGAAACAACCCUAAAGAUAAUAUACAACAAAUUUUGAAAAAAAUUUUCACGAAUGAGUGUGCUAUGAAUUGUUCCAUGAAAGGAAUUCGAAACAAUUUCCGAGUUGGUGACUUAAAUAUAAUAAAAAUUGUUAGAAGAGAUUUAACUUUACGUCACGCAAGUCUAACAGAAUCCGAUUUUGAUGGUAUAGUCGCAGAAUGGCUACGUUUUGCGAAACAAAGAAAAGAAAGAGAAGACAAGACUAAGGAACAAGACAAUGAAGAAAAUGAUGUACAACAUAACGUUGAUGAGUAACAUCUA
Molecule: messenger RNA, 718 nt
Organism: Nylanderia fulva
Lineage: Eukaryota; Metazoa; Arthropoda; Insecta; Hymenoptera; Formicidae
Source: RefSeq, a predicted model, not a curated record